AUGGGCGGGGCGGCGCUGACGUGGAAUUUCGACGCCGCCGCCGCUUAUCUUGCCGUAUUUGGCCCUUUUGCCGUUUUUGUUGGUCAGUCGUCGACGAAACGAACCGAAAACGGCACAACUCGACGGGUCGCACCGGAAAUGGUGUUCAUGAAGAAGAAGGCGGUGCUCAAAUUGCUUCUGCUUGUGCCGGUCGUCUGGUUUUGCUCGCUGAUCUACUUUGCCGCCACGAAUAAUGACAAAAGCUAUGAUCCGGUGGCGAAUCAUCCGAAGAAUCCAUUAGUUAACAAUGAUCUCCCAACACCGAAGCUAAUCCAGGGAUUCGGGAAGCCGAUUGCACCGGCGGCUUCCGAUGAUCAGUCGUCGUUGAGCAAUCAUGUUGAAGACGACGGCGCCAACAAUUUGCCGAAGCCCAAAUUCAUUGUGGAUCCGAAUGAUCCGAUUUAUCGAAGAGGCGAUCCGAAGCAGGCCGGCGAGAAUGGCAAAGCAGUGGUUAUUGACAAGUCGAAAUUAUCUCCAGAAGAGAAAAAGAAAUUUGACAAAGGAAUGACGAAUAAUGCGUUCAAUCAGUAUGCUUCCGACAUGAUUUCGAUUCAUCGCAGUUUGCCGUCGAAUAUUGACGAAGAAUGUAAAACGGAAAAAUAUUCGGAGAAUUUGCCGGCCACCUCCGUUAUCAUCUGUUUUCAUAAUGAGGCGUGGUCGGUUCUGCUGCGGACAGUUCACUCGGUUGUCGAGCGCACGCCGGACCAUCUUUUGGAGGAGGUGAUUCUCGUCGAUGAUUUUUCCGAUAUGGACCACACGAAAGGACCCCUUGAGGAGUACAUGUCGCAGUUUAACGGAAAAGUCAAAAUUUUGAGAAUGGAGAAACGAGAGGGACUGAUUCGAGCGCGUCUUCGAGGCGCCGCGAUCGCCAAAGGAGAUGUUUUGACAUAUCUCGACUCGCAUUGCGAAUGUAUGGAAGGAUGGAUCGAGCCGCUUUUGGAUCGGAUCAAACGCGAUCCGACGACUGUUGUGUGUCCGGUGAUUGAUGUGAUCGAUGACAACACGUUUGAAUAUCAUUAUUCGAAGGCGUAUUUCACGAACGUCGGCGGAUUCGAUUGGGGCCUUCAAUUCAAUUGGCAUUCGAUACCGGAACGCGAUCGGAAGAAUCGAACGCGCGCGAUCGAUCCGGUUCGAUCGCCGACGAUGGCCGGCGGAUUGUUUUCGAUCGAUCGCAAAUACUUUGAGAAGCUCGGAACCUACGAUCCCGGCUUCGAUAUUUGGGGCGGCGAGAAUCUCGAAUUGUCGUUUAAGAUUUGGAUGUGCGGAGGCACGUUGGAGAUUGUGCCGUGCUCGCACGUCGGCCAUGUCUUCCGGAAACGAUCGCCGUACAAAUGGCGAACCGGUGUGAAUGUGCUCAAGAGGAACUCGAUUCGUUUGGCUGAAGUGUGGCUCGAUGAUUACAAGCAGUAUUAUUAUGAGAGGAUUAAUAACCAGCUGGGCGAUUUCGGCGAUGUGUCGUCGCGAAAAAAAUUGCGCGAGAAUCUCGGGUGUAAAUCGUUCAAAUGGUACCUCGACAACAUAUUUCCGGAGCUUUUCGUUCCCGGCGAAUCGAUUGCGAAAGGCGAGGUGCGCAACGGCGCCGUGAAACCCGCACGAUGUCUCGAUAGCAUGGUGGGCAGACACGAGAAAAACCGGCCGGUCGGCACGUAUCAGUGUCACGGUCAGGGCGGCAAUCAGCUGCGCAACACGCGCACCCUGCAAUGUCUCGAUAGCGCCGUCGGCGACGAGGUCGAAUCGAAACAGAUCUCGCCGUAUCCGUGUCACGAGCAGGGCGGCAAUCAGCUUCGAAAUGUGGGCGGCGGGAAUCGACAAUGCGUCGACUACUCGUCGGCGUCGGCCAAGAAGAAAUUUGGAAUGUAUGAAUGUCAUGAGCAAGGCGGAAAUCAGUAUUGGAUGAUGUCGAAAGACGGCGAAAUUCGACGAGAUGAGUCUUGUGUGGAUUAUGCGGGAAAUGAUGUGAUGAUAUUUCCGUGUCAUGGGAUGAAAGGCAAUCAGGAAUGGAGGUACAAUGAUGAUACGGGCCGCUUACAACACGUCGUUUCGCAAAAAUGUUUGGGAAUGACGAAAGACGGCGCGAAAUUGACAAUGACGAUGUGCAAUUACGACGAUCCGUAUCAGCACUGGAAAUUCAAAGAAUAUAAUGCGUCGAAGGCGAAAGAGCACGGCGUACAGUUGCCGGUGUAG
Caenorhabditis bovis is the source of this 2223-nucleotide messenger RNA. NCBI's taxonomy places the organism in Eukaryota, Metazoa, Nematoda, Chromadorea, Rhabditida, Rhabditidae. The record is from the annotation of a GenBank genome assembly.